GAUGAUGUGUUUUUUUCCUGUGGGUUAUAAAUGAGUUUCCCGUGGAUUAAAUGGGAAGCAGCUCAGGAGCGCGUCGUCUCCGGGACCUGCUUCACCAAACUGCACUACGAGUCCUGAACAAUCCGAGCAUUUAUUUAUUGAUUUAUUACUGAUUUAAGUCUUAAAAUGAUCACAGCACAUAGCGGACAUUUUCUACACCUGGAUUGUCUCCAGCCGCUGGCUUCAUCAGAGUCUUUCAGCCACAUUGAGCUGGACGCCACAAAGAGUCCACUGGCUCUCCUGGCACAAACGUGUUCGCAAAUCGGAAAAUCAGACCCGUUUUCUUCCACCAACUCAUCGAACGACUCUGGACCUCUGAAGGUCUGCAACAUCAGCUGUUAUUCCAAAUCAGCAGAGAAGAAAAAUUCAGACCCUUUAACUGACGGUCAGUGUGUUUUGAGGACACAGAGCUCCAGCUGCAGACCAUUUGCCGUAUGUUCUCCUAAAAUUCAGGAUGAAGAUGCGAAGAACGACAGAGAUGGCGUUAAAAGUUCGAGUGAAACAUCCGAGGCGAUCAGAAGUGGAAGUUCGGAGAUUAACAGAAAAGCAAAACCGGCGCCUGAAAGAAAGCCCUCGUCGUCAGAGACGUCAGUAGCAUUUUCAACUCCUUCCAGUCUCGGAUUGGGUUUUCCACCAUUUCCCACACUUCCUCUUCCGCCGUUUCCAAGAAGCUGUGCGAGUUUCCCUCAGCCGGUUUUACCCGCACUGAACAACACACCAGGGACAUCCAUCAUUUCCACUGGUCCGUGUGGAGACCCGUACUGCCUCGGCUAUCACUGCGCUGCGUCUCUAAAAUCCACCUUCCCUCUUCUGUACCCUUCUCACGUGCUUCCUUCUUCCUCCAUGUCUGCGUUUACGAUAUUUCCACACGGGUUGAUGCAUCCUCACGAGCUCCAGUCAAGUGUUUUUAACAGUGUUUCGGCUAAUUCCUCCGAGACCAACCUUUCUUCCUCAGUGGGUUCUCAUAUGCACAUAGCGCCGACUCUCAGGAACCCACAUCACACACUCGGACUUGGCACUAGGUAUCACCCGUACUUCAAAAACCCUUUUCCAACACCUUCAAACUCAUAUUAUUCUCUACAUGGACUUUAUGGACAAAGGAUCCAUCUAGCACCCAAAGGGGAACGUUAA
Messenger RNA from Ictalurus furcatus (blue catfish), 1170 nucleotides. Its product is annotated as zinc finger protein 503-like. The record is from RefSeq and is a predicted model, not a curated record. Gene Ontology annotation, cellular component: nucleus. Gene Ontology annotation, biological process: negative regulation of DNA-templated transcription. NCBI's taxonomy places the organism in Eukaryota, Metazoa, Chordata, Actinopteri, Siluriformes, Ictaluridae. The transcript has 2 exons. Bases 166 to 1170 code for a protein of 334 amino acids.